This is a messenger RNA of Exophiala bonariae, 957 nucleotides long. RefSeq lists its product as uncharacterized. Gene Ontology annotation, molecular function: signaling receptor activity. Gene Ontology annotation, cellular component: membrane. The record is from RefSeq and is a predicted model, not a curated record. NCBI's taxonomy places the organism in Eukaryota, Fungi, Ascomycota, Eurotiomycetes, Chaetothyriales, Herpotrichiellaceae. The transcript has a single exon. Bases 1 to 957 code for a protein of 318 amino acids. Gene Ontology annotation, biological process: intracellular zinc ion homeostasis.
AUGACAUUCAUCGUCGCAUACCGCCGACCGAAGGCAAAACUAGAGCGCAUGCGAAGCGACAGCUCGCCCCAGACACCAGAAUCGCUUUCCGAGGCCAAGAAAUUAAUUCUCUUAACUUAUGACGAUUUACCAGACUGGUACAGGGACAAUCGAUUUACACGAUCAGGCUAUCGACCCGCUUCGAGUUCAUGGUUGACGUGCGCCGGGUCUUUGGGUCAUCUUCACAAUGAGACCGUCAAUAUCUACACGCAUCUGGUCCCUGCUAUCUGCCUGCUAUUUGGACAGGUUAUUGUAUACAAUGCAAUCUCCUAUACUUAUCCUGAAUCUUCCAUACUUGAUCGUGUGGUCUUCGGGUGUAACUUAGGGGCAGCCACCAUCACGAUGAUCUUGAGCACGGUUUACCACACGCUCAUGAACCAUUCAUCGCUCUCCAAUCUGAUGCUGAGAGUUGAUUACGUCGGUAUUUUGACUCUUAUCUUGGGGAGUUUCUUUUCGGGAAUCUACGUUGGUUUUUAUUGCGAACCAUCACUCCGACUCGUCUACUGGACGAUGAUUAUCGCUCUCUCGAUCAUCACUUCAACACUGGUACUACACCCACGAGCUCAGGGUUUGAAAUACCGCACUAUCCGGACAUGGGCGUUCAUUGCAACGGCAUUGAGUGGGUUUGCACCCAUCACGCACGGUAUCUUUCUUUAUGGAUGGAAGCAAAUGUGGGUUCGCUCCGGCAUGCCUUACUACUUCCUCGAAGGUAUCACCUACGGUUUGGGUGCCUUUUUCUUCGUUACCCGUAUCCCCGAGUCCAUAUGGCCUGGGAAGUUCGAUAUAUGGUUUGCAUCGCACCAGAUUUUCCAUGUCUUCGUUGUUCUCGCCAGCCUGGUUCAUCUCUAUGGCGUCUGGGUAGCCUUUGGUUGGAAUUAUGAGCAUCAAAGGACCUGUUCAGUGAAGAUACAGGACUGA